Molecule: messenger RNA, 1440 nt
Organism: Cornus florida
Lineage: Eukaryota; Viridiplantae; Streptophyta; Magnoliopsida; Cornales; Cornaceae
Product: F-box/FBD/LRR-repeat protein At1g16930-like
Exons: 4
Coding region: 1-1440 (479 amino acids)
Molecular function (GO): protein binding
Source: RefSeq, a predicted model, not a curated record
AUGGCAGAUCGCCGGACUGUUGGGUCACUGAAAUUCUGUACGCUUCUCCAGUUGGGUCGUGAGCGUGACGACGUUGAAGGCUUGAAGCUUCCUGAUCUUGGUUGGUUUUCGGAUGGCGCACAUGAGAAGGCUGGUAAAGGAGGGACGUGUUUGGAGGAUCGCAUUAGUGAACUUCCUGAUGUUGUCCUUGUUUCAAUCUUGUCACUAUUGACAAUGAAAGAAGCUGGAAGAACUAGUGUGCUUUCAAAGAGAUGGAGGUAUAUGUGGACACACAUUACUGCUUUGAACUUUGAUGCCGCACAUAUAAUAGAUGGAAUUAGAGUGGGUGAUAAGCAACUUGAAGAAGAAAGGCCUUCGUACUUGAGUUGGGUAAAUCAAGUCUUAAAAACGUACAAUGGUCCAAGUUUGGAUGAAUUUAGAGUUCAAUUUGAUCUUGAUGAAACUUGUAGAUUUGAUAUUGACAAUUGGAUUAACUUUGCAUUGGAAAAGAGAGUUAAAAGUCUUGAUUUAGACUUUUUAGACACUUACCGGUAUACUAGAAAGGAAGGGGAUUACAUUUAUCGUAUUACAAAUCACCCUCAUGGGUUUACUAGCUGCAAUUUCCUGACCAAUCUCCAGCUGAAUUACGUGAAUGUAACUGGACAAGUUCUCGAGUACUUUUUAAUUAACUGUCCAUUUUUAGAACAAUUAUUUGUGCACGACUCUAUUGGUCUCGUAAAUCUGAAAGUUCCUGAGCUGUCACUCAAAUUGAAGCGCUUGGCAAUAACUUAUUGCAUCAAUGUGGAAAGUAUUGAGAUUUCUGCAAUGAAUCUCAUGUCAUUUCACUAUCUCGGACCAAGAAUAAUCCUGCCAUUUAAGAAUGUCCCGAUGCCAGUUGAUUUGUAUAUCGGGGGUCUGUAUGCCAUAUAUCUAAUAUAUAACUUUAUGGAGAUUUCGAGCUAUCUUUCUCAGCUAGAGAGCCUUACGCUGGAUUUGAUCAGCCUUGAGCAUGAUAUUAAGUUUGCUCAAUUUCCUAUAUUAAAUAAUCUCAAGCAACUGGAGUUGAGAGUUAAUGCAAGUGAUGAUGAAAGCCUUCUUGUUUUUGCUCCCCUGAUAGAGGCAUGUCCUUUUUUGUCUAAAUUUGUGUUAAAGCUGCAUUGGAGGAAGGCUGGCCAAAAAAGAAAACACCACAAGUUUACCUCUCGGACCCAUCAAUAUCUUAAGGUGGUGGAAUUCAUUGGAUUUGUUGGGCGUACAAAUGAUGUUGAGCUUGCAAUGUAUUUAAUUAAAAGUGCUAUCAAACUUGAGAAGAUUACUUUUGAUCCUCGUGAUCCAUUAGCGAUAGGAACCCCAUGGGAGUUCACCGAGUUCGCGCAGCCGAAGAGAGAAAAAGCAGCGAGAAAGUUUGCCAAGAAGCUAGGAACCAAACUUCCUGUAGGAGCAGAUUUGGUUAUCCUUUAA